Molecule: messenger RNA, 4089 nt
Organism: Mandrillus leucophaeus (drill)
Lineage: Eukaryota; Metazoa; Chordata; Mammalia; Primates; Cercopithecidae
Gene: HACD4
Product: 3-hydroxyacyl-CoA dehydratase 4
Exons: 8
Coding region: 79-777 (232 amino acids)
Biological process (GO): very long-chain fatty acid biosynthetic process; sphingolipid biosynthetic process; fatty acid elongation
Cellular component (GO): endoplasmic reticulum membrane
Molecular function (GO): 3-hydroxyacyl-CoA dehydratase activity
Source: RefSeq, a predicted model, not a curated record
GCCCAGCCGCGGGGCCGCCCCUGCCUCCUCCCGGUGCUCCUUCCCGGACGGCGCUGGAAGCCCUGGCGGCGGCGGCCCAUGGGGCCCUUGGCGCUGCCCGCCUGGCUGCAGCCCAGGUAUAGGAAGAAUGCCUAUCUUUUCAUCUAUUACUUAAUCCAGUUCUGUGGCCACUCUUGGAUAUUUACAAAUAUGACAGUCAGAUUCUUUUCAUUUGGAAAAGAUUCAAUGGUUGACACUUUUUAUGCUAUUGGACUUGUGAUGCGACUUUGCCAGUCCGUUUCUCUCCUGGAAUUGCUGCACAUAUAUGUUGGCAUUGAGUCAAACCAUCUUCUCCCAAGGUUUUUGCAGCUCACAGAGAGAAUAAUCAUCCUUUUUGUGGUGAUCACCAGUCAAGAGGAAGUCCAAGGGAAAUAUGUGGUGUGUGUUUUAUUCAUCUUUUGGAAUCUAUUGGAUAUGGUUAGGUACACUUAUAGCAUGUUAUCAGUCAUAGGAAUAUCCUAUGCUGUCUUGACAUGGCUCAGUCAAACCCUAUGGAUGCCAAUUUAUCCUUUGUGUGUUCUCGCUGAAGCAUUUGCCAUCUAUCAAUCGCUGCCUUAUUUUGAAUCAUUUGGCACUUAUUCCACCAAGCUGCCCUUUGACUUAUCCAUCUAUUUCCCAUAUGUGCUGAAAAUAUAUCUCAUGAUGCUCUUUAUAGGCAUGUAUUUUACCUACAGUCAUCUAUACUCAGAAAGAAGAGACAUCCUCGGAAUCUUUCCCAUUAAAAAAAAGAAAAUGUGAAGUACAGCAUUCCAGUGUGACAUGAGAAAAGACAGGCUGUGGAUUCAACCGCAGUAAAUACAACACAGGAAGUAUUCUGGUGGAAAAAUACCUUAUGUUUGAUAAAAAUCCAUUACAUGAAAAGAUUGCACAUACCCCCAAAACUGUAGACAUAACAGGCUAUGUUUUUCACACAUUGUAUUUUUAAGACAUAUAUAUUCUCCAUACCCUGCUUCACCAAAAUUCCUGCUUCAUUUGCAUUUUAUACAAGUUACACUUACAUUGUAUGUAGUCUGAUUAUUUUCCUGUAAGUUUAAUGAGAAAUAGGAGAUUAACUGCAAUAGAUUCAAUUAAAUUAAGAAACCAAACUUGAUAACCUAAAUUACAUGUAUUCUUUUUCACUUCCGAGUUCCCAAAUAGAUCUGUAGGAGGGGAGGGAUGGAAAAGAUAUUCCACAGUUGCCUAGAAUAACAUGUUUUAUAGACAGAUUUCUGUCUUCAGAGCUAAUAAUUCAAUACUCACCCUAAACAUUAGAUAUGUUUAGAAAAUUAAGUAUCUUUCCAAGCCCUGUAUCUUAGCUCAAGUUGCUAUAAGUAGAACACCAUAAACCAAAUGGCUUAAACAACAGCAACGCUUCUGACAGUUCUGGAGGCCGGGAAUUCCACUCAGGAUCAAGGCACUAGCUAAUGCAGUUCCUGGUGAGGGCCCUCUUCCCAGUUUGCAGAUAGAUGUCCUUCUGCGUCCUCACAUGAGACAGAGAGAUCAACUCUCUUGUGUCUCUUAUAAUGGCACUAAUCCUAUUCAUGAGAGCUCUACCCUCAUGACCUAAUUACCUCCCAAUGGCUCCACCUCCAAAUACCAUCAUAUUGGAGGUUAGGGCUUAACACAUGAAUUUUGGGGGAACACAAAGAUUCAGUCCAUAGCAUUCUGUACCUGGCCCUACAAAAUUCAUGUCCUCCUCACAUGCAAAAUACAUAAAUUCCAUCUCAACAGCCUUAAAAGUCUUAACUCAUUCCUGCCUCAAUGCUAAAGUCCAAAGUCUCAUCUAAAUCAGAUGUGAGUGAGAUUCAAGGUACAGUUCAUCCUGCGGCAAAAUUCCUUUCCAGCUGUGAACCUGUGAAAUGAAACAAGUUAUGUGCUUCCAAAAUACAAUGAUGGGACACACAAAGCAAGAAACAGGAAAAAAGGAAGGUGUAAUGGGUCCCCAACAAGUCCAAAACCUAGCAGGCAAGCACCAUGAGAUCUCAGGCUUAGGAAUAAUCCUCUUUGGCCUGAUACUCUGGCUUCAAGACCCAGUGAGGCAGAGGUAUUGCCCCCAGGACUAUGUUGGAGGAGGAUGACCCCUAUAUCACCAGGCAGAAGCUGUCAGGCCUGUUGAAACCAAGGCAAUGACUGCCCCUUUUGAAACUGAGAAGGUACCCCUGAUGUCCUCUGAAUCACCGUUUGAGGUCAGUCUCUCCUUUUCUUAAAGAAUAGUGUACAUUUACAGCUGAAUAGCUCUAUGGUCCCAAAUCCAAGAAGUCCAACAGUCUUCCUUCAUUCUGUCCCAUCUCCAUUCCUUUCAAGACAAACUGGCAGUGUUCCUGCGAGGGUGGCUGAUUAGGUCUGUGGUUCGCACCCACACAAAUCUAAUUGGAUGACUGGUCAGCUACACCCUUAGUGUUCUCUACCAAACAUGUUUUCUUACCUUUUUGUAAUGCAGACAAACUGAUAAUUUCCCAAAUCUUUAAGUUCUGGUUCCGUUUUGGUUAACAAGUCUGUCUUCAUUUUUGGUCACAUUUUACUUUAAGCAGUCAAGAUAAACCGAGGCACUGGUUCAACACUGGUUGGAGAUCUCUUCAGUUUAAUAUCUAAUUUCAUGGCUCACAAUUUUACUUUCCACAGAACACUAGAACAUGAACACAAUCAUCCAAGUUCUUUGGCAUAUUAUAACAAAGAUCACCUUUCUUCCAGUUUCCCAUAACAGGUUCCUCAUUUUCAUUUGAGACUUCAUCAGAAUGGCCUUUAUUGUCCAUAUGUCUACCAACAUUUUAUUCAUGGUGAUUUACAUGUUCUCUAUGAAGAUGGAGGCUUUCUCUCCCACCUUCUUGUCUUUGAGCCCUCACCAAAAUCACCUCUAUCAGUCCCUUCAUGGCAAUAUUGACCUUUUCUAGCAAAAAAACUAGUCCCUCAAAACUCUUCCAGUACUCUUCCAGGUACUCUAGUACCUCAAAACUCUUCCAGCUUCUGUUACCUAAUGUCAGUGCUGCUUCCACAUCUUUAUGUAUUGGUUAUAGCAGCACUGUACUUCUUGGUACUAAUUGCUGUCUUAGCUUGGCUGCUAUAACAAAAUACCAUAAACUGGGUAGCUUAGACAACGAAUAUAUCUCUCACAGUUCUCGAGGCAAGGAAGUCCAAGAUAAAGGUGCUAGACAAUUAAGUUCCUGAUGAGGUUCCAAGGUGCUAGCUGAUUCCUCUUCAUGGUUUGCAGAUGGAUGCCUUUUUGCUAUAUGCUCACAUGGUAGAGGGAAAAACCAUCUCUCCCUUGUUUCUUAUUGUAAAGAUACUAAUCCCAUUUAUGAAGGUUCCAGCUUCAAAUGCCAUCACGCUGGAGAUUAGAUCUUUAAUAUGUGAAUUUAAUGGCGGAUACCAGGAUUCAGUCCCUAGUGCUCUAAUAGAGUAUUCAUUAAUGUCAUGUAUUCAUUAACAUCUUUUAAGUUAUUUAGGCUUUGAUGCCUUAAAAGAAGACCCUGGCCAGGCAUGGUGGCUCACACCUGUAAUCCUAGCACUUUGAGAGGCUGAGGUGGGCAGAUCACUUGAGGUCAGGAGUUCAAGACCAGUCUGGCCAACAUGGUGAAACCCCAUCUCUACUAAAAAUACAAAAAUUAGUUGCAGUGAGCAGAGAUUGAGCCAUUGCACUUCAGCCUGGGUGACGGAGUGAUACUCUAGCUCAAAAGAGAAGACCCUGAUGAAAAUAGUAAACCUUUAACAAAUACACAAAUGAUGCCCCAUUCUGUAUUCUUUUUAAUUGUAAAAAUCACGACACACACAUACAUUACAGGAAGAUAAAAGGUAUAAAAAUAUAGUAAGUACUUUUUAAAAAGGAAAAUUCAUGUUUUGGAUUAUUACUGAAUUAUUGCUAGUUACUGUAAUGUAAGUCAUAUGUUCUCACAGUUUUGAAAAAUACUUUCCUUGAAGAUCUAAAAAAAAUGUGUGAAUAACUGAUAGUCAUUGCUGUAUCAUUGAUGUAUCACUCAAUUUUUGGUAAAGAAUUAUAAAGAUCUUAUCUAGUAACUAUGUAAAAAGGUAUUAAAAAUAUUGUGAUGUGAGAAUGGAUUAAUAAAAAUGUAAUUU